UUAAUUUUUUCUCCAUUCUCAAAUCAGAACUUGCAAUGCUUUCUUAACUCCGGUUUUUACUCUUAAUGAAGCUGAUUGGUGGUCCAAUUAUGGGUCAAGUGCACCAAAUCUCAGGGUAUUGGCGAUGCGGAUUUUGAGUUUGACAUGCAACUCCUCGGCUUGUGAGAGGAAUUUCAGUGUUUUUCAGCAGAUUCACACAAAAAGACGCAAUAGGCUACUUCAUGACAAAAUGAGAGACCUUGUGUUCAUCAAGUUCAACUCCAAACUAAAGCAAAAGAGAGGGAUGGAAAACAGGGACCCAAUUGAGGACCACACAUUUGUAGAUGUUGUAGAAGAUGAAGGUAAUGAGUGGAUCACUGGUGUUGUGCCUAUUGAAGGAGUGCAAACAGGAGCUGAACCUGAAGAUGUACAAGUUGUAGAACCAACAUCAGAAGGAGAAGUUGCUCCAUCAAAAAGAAAGAUAGUGUCUCAAUCUCGUCCUAGGAUGAACAAGAAGUUGCUUCCUAUUUAUCGUGAUGAUGAGUUGCAAUCAGCCGAGUCUUCUUCUGAAUUGUAAGAUGAUGACAUGCAUUUACCAGCGAGUGAUUCUGAAUAAUCUCAUUGUACUAUGUUGUAAUGUUGUUGCCUUCGGUGGUUGUUGAUGUAGACUAUCUUAAAUGUCUAUGUGUUAUUUUGUGUUGCAUUGUUGCUGCCCCGGUGGCUGUUGAUGUUAGAGACUCUUAAAACUAUGGGUGUUGAAGAGACUUACCUUAAAACUGUAGUUGUUGAUGUUAAAGGCUAUGGUUGUUGUUGCCCAGGGUUGCUGUUGAUGUUUGUUGAUGUUAGAGACUUUUAAAAUUGUAGUUGUUGAUAUU
Molecule: messenger RNA, 854 nt
Organism: Triticum urartu
Lineage: Eukaryota; Viridiplantae; Streptophyta; Magnoliopsida; Poales; Poaceae
Source: RefSeq, a predicted model, not a curated record